Messenger RNA from Pseudozyma flocculosa PF-1, 2175 nucleotides. RefSeq lists its product as uncharacterized. The record is from RefSeq and is a predicted model, not a curated record. Lineage: Eukaryota; Fungi; Basidiomycota; Ustilaginomycetes; Ustilaginales; Ustilaginaceae. The coding region runs from base 1 to 2175 and encodes 724 amino acids. The transcript has a single exon.
AUGGACAGCGAAGCCAACUCAGCCCUCGACCAAUCGCACCUCCGUCCUCUCCUUCUACCCAAGGGCCAGCAACGACACCCAUCUUCGCCGACCCGAAUCCUUUUUCAAGAGCACGACCGCCGUCAGCGCCGACCCUCGUUUGCCGCCACUUCGUCCACGGUCGUGUCGCCGGCCAGGUCCACCUUUGACGACUCCGCAAGCGUAUCAACCAGCGCUACAGCCGUUUCGCCUCCCAUUCUCGUCGACGAGUACCGGGACAAGCAGGUCGAGCCUCCGUCGUCCAACAUGCUUGGCGACUACCAGGAACAUUCGAGCAAGAGGGAGUCGUCGCUGUACCUGCACGCUACCUCGGGCUUUCCCAAUCCUCCGCCGCGAUCCAACAGCAGGCUGGGCGAUGGCGCACCUCCGCACCAUCCCGACCGCUCGAUGAUAAAGCUCGCCAAUCGCAGCACGGAAAAGGUUCACGGCAGCGGUCAGCCGCACCUGCUUGACCCGUACCGCCAAAUGGAGGGCUUCCGAAGCCGCCUGCGAGGCGAAGAGCUCGUCCUGCGGGCGGAGGAGUACCGUCGUCGUCUGGAGCGCUCACGCUCCCGCGAUACGGACCGCCGACUGUCUGGCGAAGCCGCAUGGGACGACCAGAGCGCGGUCGACACCCUCGACUGGAGCGCCAACUCUACAUCAUUGCUGCGGAGCGUCGCGUCGACCGAGACGUACAACACAGACGAGGAAGACUACCGCGACAACGAGGCUCUGAGGACGUCCUCCGACGAUCGCACACCCAGGCCGCCGCAGCUAUCCCAUGCCCCAUCCGCGUGGAAUCUGCGAGGCAAGCCAGUCCAGCGCAAGCCGAGCCGGACGUCGUUGCAAGCGUCCACAAACGUCAACGCCACCGAAUCGUCUCGCGGCACCGGCGGAGAUGGCGAUGUCGACCUGUCGACUUCAAAGACGAUGUCGGACGACUUCGAAGUCUCGGCGCUGAGGAGGGAGGUCGAGCAGCUUCGAAUGGCGCUCGUGCAGAAGGCCCUGGCAGAAGGCAAUCGCAAGACAUCGAUCGAGGCGCAGCGUCCGACCGUCUCGGUCGCAAGCAGCCGCGCCGAGCGCGAGAGCAGGAUGUCGACCUCGGUCAAGCCGGUCCCCUCUGACCCGCUUCCGCCCGCACCUCGCGUCCACCACCUGGAUCUUCGAGACGAUGACGGCUGUGCAGCAGUGCCAGCAGCGAGGGACGGCUACGCGACUCAAGGACCGAUGAGCCAUCCCCGCGAUCAAGGGCGGGCUCGACAGUACAUCGACCCAUACGACGUCCCCGCUCACCAUGUCUAUAGCUCAUCGCCUCCAGACCGGUACACGCAGCAAGAGCUGUAUGGCCUGUAUGGCCACCGACCCCCGCCACGUCACGACUAUGCCGCCAUCGAUGCGCGCCUGCACCGCACGGCGUCGUCGCAGUAUCGCGCUUACGACUCGUCGCGACACCAUCAGGGCUACGCGCAGGGAGAGCUUCACCAUCACGGCGGCGGCGCCAGAGGCGCUCCGGUCCCCCCGAGCUACAUCUCUGCGCCUCCCAGUACGGCAUGGCCGGACGAGUCGGUCAGUCAAGUCGGCAGCGAGGAUGCGAGGAAGGUCGACGAGCUGGCCAAAAAGGUCGAGGUUCUCGAGGCGCUGCUCCGUGCCGGCAGUGCCCCCCAGUCCAACGACAGGGGUGGCGGCAUUUCUCAGUCGAUGGACCAGCAGAGGCCGCAACAGCAGCUCCACCGGCAGCAAGGCCCGCAGCAGCGACAGCAGCAUGAACCGCAACCUCAGUCGACCCGGAUCUCGACCUCGAGCUCGCUCGCUCCGAGCAACGCAUCACGCAGCGACGUCUCGGGCGCCACAUCGCCCUUUAUCUACAACGCGACCGCCUCAGGCCCCGCCGUGUCCAACCUCGAUCUUUCUUCCAACUCCCUCGCCGUGCCGCAAGGACAGCAAGGCAAGAAAAAGCUCACCCUCUCGGGCAUGUUCAAGCUCUCCAACGCUUCCUCGCCCGGUGAGGGUGCCGCGGAGGGCCCGGGUGUCGUCGAGAUGAAGAUAAGCACCGUCAGCUGGAGCCGGAAGCGCACCGAGAAGACUCAGGUGCCCAAGGCCAAACUGAGGCAAGGUCCAGGCAGGGGUAGGGUGUACAUCGCUCCGGCCAAGACAUGA